GUCGGGACCGCCUAACGCGGGGCAAGGCGGGGCAGAAUUUCGGUUUAUUCAGUGAGUCAGGCUUCUUAUUUUCCAGUCACAGCCAGACGGAUCUUCGAAACACGCUUCAAACACGCGCAAACUUGAAAACCCCGAGAUAGAGUCAACACAAACCUGCCCCAAUCAUGGCGGAUGCUCCCGCCGUAUCUGAAGCGGCCGCCGCGGUCGCCAAGCUCCACCUGGAUGAUGUGACCGGCGAAAUGGUGUCCAAGUCCGAGCUCAAGAAGCGCCAAAAGGCACGCGACAAGGAGGCCCAGAGGAAGGAAAAGCAGGCCGGCAAGAGCGAAACCGUGGGCCAAAGCCAGACCAGCUUCAAGGACACCGAGGCCAAGGAGAAGGAUCUCACCCCGAACCAGUACUUUGAGCUCCGGUCGAGGGCUGUUAAUGAGCUUCAUGCGCAGGGCAAGGCAUACCCACACAAGUUCCAUGUGACAUACGAUAUCCGAAAGUUCGCCGAGGAGUUUUCGUACCUCAAGAAUGGCGAAUCGGCAUCCGACAAGACCAUUCAGCUCGCCGGAAGGAUCUAUGUGCAGCGUUCAGCAAGCAGCAAGCUCUUCUUCUACGAUAUCCGUUCCGACGGGGCCAAGCUCCAAGUUCUUGCCCAGGCUCAAAACUCGGCGCCAGACGCCCCUGACUUUGAAUCCCAGCAUGUCAACCUUCGCCGAGGAGACAUCGUGGGCAUUCGCGGUUUCCCGACGCGAACAAACCCCAAGAACAAGCAGGGCACAGGAGACUACUCCGGCGAACUGUCUAUUGCCGCCAUUGAGGUCACUCUUCUUUCGCCGUGUCUGCAUCAGAUUCCCGACGACCACUACGGAUUCAAGAACCCCGAGCAGCGAUUCAGACAGCGAUACCUCGAUCUGAUGAUGAACGAGAGGUCGACCAACAUCUUCAUCACCCGGGCCAAGGUCGACUCGUACAUCCGCCGGUGGUUCGACGACCGCGAUUUCAUCUCAGUACAGACCCCCAUGCUGAAUCUGAUUGCGGGAGGCGCUACAGCACGCCCCUUUGUCACGCACCACAACGACCUUAACCUCGACAUGUUCCUUCGUGUUGCGCCAGAGCUGUACUUGAAGAUGCUCGUCGUCGGAGGGCUUAAUCGAGUAUAUGAAAUGGGUCGCCAAUUCAGGAACGAGGGCAUCGACUUGACACACAACCCGGAAUUCACAAGUCUGGAGUUCUACAUGGCCUACGCAGAUAUCAACGACCUCUUCGGCAUGACUGAAGAACUCGUGUCUGGGUUGGUCAAGCAUAUCCAUGGCUCCUACCAGACCACCUUCCAUAACGCCAAGGGGGAAGCGAUUUCCGUCAACUGGGAAGCUCCGUGGCGCCGUAUUGACAUGAUUACGUCUCUAGAGGAGUGCUUAGGCGAGAAGUUCCCGCCGGCGGACCAGUUCCAUUUGCCAGAAACCGACGAAUUCCUGAAGCGAGCACUGAAGAAGGCGAAUAUCGAGUGCACACCACCAUUGACCAAUGUCCGCAUGCUGGACACUUUGGUGGGACAUUUCUUGGAGGAACAAUGUAUCAACCCUACCUUCAUCACAGGUCACCCUCAGGUAAUGUCACCACUCGCCAAGAGCUCUCGCACAACGCCGGGUCUUUGCGAGCGUUUCGAGGUGUUUGUCUGCAAGAAGGAAAUCGUCAACGCCUAUACGGAGUUGAACGUGGCAAGCGAACAGCGGAUGAGGUUCGAGGAGCAGGCGCGGCAGAAGGCCCAGGGCGACGACGAGGCUCAACUGGUUGAUGAGACCUUCUGCCGAGCGCUCGAGUAUGGCCUGCCUCCUACCGCAGGAUGGGGCAUGGGUAUCGACCGCAUGAUCAUGUUCCUUACCGACAAUUGCAGUAUCAGGGAGGUGCUAGCUUUCCCGACCAUGAAGCCCGAGUAGAGAGCUUCGGUGCUGUUGCUGGGUCACGGUACAGGUCGGCGAUAGAUAUUGCAGAAAAUACCGCAAUAGAGCAUGCCUUUCCUCGGUUAGAACACCGGGUUGUUGUUUCUCCUUGUGUAUGUAUCAUCGAUGACUGGCCUGCAUUUCCGCCCAUACAUUCACUCCACAUGCGGACCAGACCAGAAGCCAUGGAGAGAGAGAGGCGCAAUCAGCGGAGGUAAGAUUAUGUCGUCUCCUUGUAAACAAGUGAACAACACUAGGAAUCUUUGUCGCAUCAUGAAUACAUCUUGAGAGAUGAUAUGGACUAGGGGAACGAAGAAGCGGCCUUCUGAAACAAUAUGGUGGCCGAGUAGGUUCAGCAGGGUUGGC
Messenger RNA from Phialemonium atrogriseum, 2294 nucleotides. Its product is annotated as lysine--tRNA ligase, cytoplasmic. Gene Ontology annotation, molecular function: lysine-tRNA ligase activity; ATP binding; tRNA binding. Gene Ontology annotation, cellular component: cytoplasm; cytosol. The record is from RefSeq and is a predicted model, not a curated record. Gene Ontology annotation, biological process: lysyl-tRNA aminoacylation. NCBI's taxonomy places the organism in Eukaryota, Fungi, Ascomycota, Sordariomycetes, Cephalothecales, Cephalothecaceae. The transcript is spliced from 7 exons. The coding region runs from base 165 to 1925 and encodes 586 amino acids.